AUGUUCAACAACAGCUCAGACUCGUGGCUUUCUACAGAGAAGGCACUUGCUCCUGAGAUGUCAAACUUGCUGUCCUGUUAUCGGUGGUAUUUACAAAACAAGACUGUAUCCAACGCGCAGGCUAGCGAAGCUUGCUCGAAGUACGAAGACCUUGUGAGGUUGGGAACCGGUACGGACAUUGUUUUUUGGUUAAUGGGACUUCUCAUCAUUAUCACCAAUGCUGCCGUGGUAUGGGGAAUCGUCGCAACGCGAGAACUCAGCAGAACGGUCUCUUUCUUGUUGGCAAAUCUGGCAACUACGGACCUCUUCGCAGGUGUUGCACUUCUGUAUCGUACCGUGGGUCACCUCGUACAUGAUGUUAAGUUUAGAGUAAUCCUGACUUUCGUCAAUCUGAUGACACUAACUCAGCUGUUGUCUGCAUCAGCCCUUUCCUUGCUGUCUGUGAACAGUUAUGUUGCUAUCCGGCAUCCUAUAUUCUUCCGCAGCCAUUCUGGUAAUGCCGAUAGAUACGUAGGUGUAGUUCUUGCCUGUACGUGGGUUAGUUUUACCUUACUUACCAUAUCGCCCAAUAUGGGUUGGAACUGUAUAGACAUGCAUAUUUUAACCACAGGGACCUGUGUUUCAUAUUACCCUGUGGCAAUUGUCAUUAUCUGUGCAUCUAUAUUGCUCUUUCUGUGCGGUAUCAUGUUGUUUACAAAUAUUUCUACAUUUAUCGCCAUCAAAAAACGAAGUAUAAAGAGACUUGGGAGACUAGUGGAAGCUCGACCUCAAACAGUUGAAGUAGAUAGUCUCGGAAAAAGUCGGGAAACGGUUGUGAAUCAUCGUCGCAAUGUCGCACAAGACGAGGAACGCAGGAAACUGGAAAGAACAGUGCACAGGACGACAGAAAUCAUCUCCAAGAUGUUCAACAACAGCUCAGACUCGUGGUUUUCUACAGAGAAGGCACUUGCUCCUGAGAUGUCAAACUUGCUGUCCUGUUAUCGGUGGUAUUUACAAAACAAGACUGUAUCGAACGCGCAGGCUAACGAAGCUUGCUCGAAGUACGAAGACCUUGUGGGGUUGGGAACAGGUACGGACAUUAUCUUUUGGCUGAUGGGACCUCUCAUCAUUAUCACCAAUGCCGUAGUGCUGUGGGGAAUCAUCGCAACGAGAGAACUCAACGAGGAACGCAGGAAAUUGGAAAGAACAGUGCACAGGGCAAGAACGGUUAUGCUUCACGUGGUUGUGGCGUUUGUCUUCUGGCUACUAUCGUGCAUACUCGUCGCGAUUUGCAGGAUUGGCCCGGGUAUGUGCCCAGGUAGGAACGGUGCAUUUGCCUGCAUAUGCGCGAACUCUUUCAUUAGCCCAAUGGCAACUUUAGUCCGUACGCCAAAUUUAAGACAGGCAAUCUGGGAAAAACUGAUGCUGCCCUGA
This is a messenger RNA of Branchiostoma belcheri (Belcher's lancelet), 1413 nucleotides long. RefSeq lists its product as uncharacterized. Bases 1 to 1413 code for a protein of 470 amino acids. The transcript has 4 exons. Lineage: Eukaryota; Metazoa; Chordata; Leptocardii; Amphioxiformes; Branchiostomatidae. Gene Ontology annotation, molecular function: G protein-coupled receptor activity. The record is from RefSeq and is a predicted model, not a curated record. Gene Ontology annotation, biological process: G protein-coupled receptor signaling pathway. Gene Ontology annotation, cellular component: membrane.